Molecule: messenger RNA, 873 nt
Organism: Strongyloides ratti
Lineage: Eukaryota; Metazoa; Nematoda; Chromadorea; Rhabditida; Strongyloididae
Product: PDZ domain-containing protein
Exons: 1
Coding region: 1-873 (290 amino acids)
Molecular function (GO): protein binding
Source: RefSeq, a predicted model, not a curated record
AUGGCAGCUCAAAAUAAUUCUAACGAACAGGUUAAAGAUGCUUGUGCACCUGUAGCUGAGCUUGAAGUUCCAAUUCCAAUGGAAGAGGGUGAUCCACUUGGAGCAACACCAAAUGAAAGAUUAGUAAUUAUUAAAAUUCAAGCAGGAACUUUAGCUGAAGGUAAUUUACAAAUUGGAGAUCAAAUUAUUGCUUUGAAUGGAACAAAAUUAAAAGAUCAUAAUCAUUUUUACCAUUUAUUACGUUUUGCUCAUCCAAUGGCUUAUAUUCGUGUUAUUAGAGAUGACAAAAGAGCUCAAGAUAUGUUAUCCAAGAUUACCAUACCACAAGAAAGAGAACGUAAUAUUAUGAGAAGAGAUGGAUACAUUUAUCAAUUAGCAAUUAUAAGUGUAGUAAAAGGAAGAAAACUUGGUUUAGGAAUUCGUCAUUUUCAAAAUCGUGUUUUAGUUUCAAAAACUGACACAGGUUCUAUUGCUUCUGAUCAUCUUAAAGUUGGAGACCAUAUUUGUGAUGUUGAAGGAAUGCCUGUUACAGAUAAAGAUGUUUGUAGAAAACUUCUUAUAACUCAAUUACAAGAAAACAAAAAAGUUUCACUUGUCAUUGAAAGACCAGAUUGUACUGAGGCAAAAGAAUGGGCAAGAAAAGCUUUAGAAACACCAGUUCUUGAACCUCCAUCUGUUAGAAUGAAUGAAGAUGUUAAGGACAUUGCCAUAAAAGAACGUGCUAGAAUAAAGGGUUACACUCCCCCUCAAAAAACAUUAUUAGCAAAAAAACCAAUCGAAGAUACAAGAAACAUUUGUUUCGACGACAAUGUCAUUGAACAUCAAAUUAUUUCUGACAAUGAAGGAAGACAACUUCGACGUGUUCGCAAGUAA